Molecule: messenger RNA, 791 nt
Organism: Seriola dumerili (greater amberjack)
Lineage: Eukaryota; Metazoa; Chordata; Actinopteri; Carangiformes; Carangidae
Product: putative transmembrane protein LINC00998
Exons: 1
Coding region: 55-243 (62 amino acids)
Source: RefSeq, a predicted model, not a curated record
CGCAGGCGCAACAAGCUUCCCGGACAGUCAACAGCAACAGCGGAGAACCUCAACAUGGCCCCCAAAUUUGAACUUCCAAACGCCGCGGCGAUCGUCUGGCUGCUCGUCCUCUGUCUGAUCCCCCCGGCGGAGGCUUACGACACGGGCGACGCUUUAGCCCUACUCCUGGGCACCGUCCUGGCCGUGGUGGGCUUCUGCAUCUGCCUCGGCUGGUACGCACGGAGGCGGAACGGACAGCUGUGAGGAGAUGGGACCCUUCCGAUCGUGCGCCAGUCCUGUCCUGUUUACCAUCCACCGCAUUAAUCCCUCCCUGUGUGUGUGUGAGAUCUCCGGCGGACCUUCUAGCACAGGGGGUCGUGUCGAAGCGGCUGAUAGGAAACGUGCCUUAUUGGAAUUAAUGCGUCGGGCUCGACGGGAACCACGUGGACUCUGUUGAGGGAGGUGGAGGGAAGCAUCCAGGAAGUUCAAAACCAGGAACUGUUACUUGUUGCACUGCUGAGAUUCAGAACCAAACACAGUUGCCUUCUAUACGUAAAGACUGCUGCAGUUAUUCUCCUAUAAGGAAGCUUGCAUUGCAUAUGGCGCAUAUUUGCUAUGCUUGAAGUAAUCACUGCGAUUUCCAGAUGUGUUUAUGUUCGCAAUGCUCAACACAACCAUUGCCAUUGUUUGAAGCACAAUAUCACACGUGUGUUAUUAGGUGAAAAAGAGUGGAGCUGUUUUUGCACUUUCUGCUAAUGAAACAUGUGACUAUCGCUUUGUGAAGAAUAAAUUGAUUUCUCCGAUGCUCUUCA